AUGCAUUACUAUGAUAUCGAUUUCGAUAAAACAGAUUGUUUAGGAUUUCUCUCAGACCAAAGUGAUUGGUUUUGUCACAGAUUUCGUCGAUCCGAAACCGAUCCUGAGAAAGAAAUUCAUAUCGAUAGAAAAUGCGUCGAUUUUCCAUUUCUUCGAUCAUUUACAACGCGUGAAAAAAUCAUCCAUCAAAUUAAGAGAAACAUAAUUGCAUUGCGUCAAAAACAUUUCCUUUUGGAGAAACGAUGCUCAUCAAUUACGAAUUUUAAUGAAUCGAAGAAAUGUCACGAGAUUAUCGUUAUUUACAAUGUUCAUUGUUUAACAGAUGAAAACAUCACAUAUGAUUGA
Molecule: messenger RNA, 345 nt
Organism: Adineta ricciae
Lineage: Eukaryota; Metazoa; Rotifera; Eurotatoria; Adinetida; Adinetidae
Source: the annotation of a GenBank genome assembly